Messenger RNA from Lachancea mirantina, 777 nucleotides. The record is from the annotation of a GenBank genome assembly. NCBI's taxonomy places the organism in Eukaryota, Fungi, Ascomycota, Saccharomycetes, Saccharomycetales, Saccharomycetaceae.
AUGUCUCAGUCAGAUGUAUUCCUUGAUAUGUUUUUCGAUGAAGAGUUUGUGCCGCAGGCGUAUUUGGAUAUUCUUCUUUCACCGGAAAGCGGUGACCUAAAUGACCUUCAAAUCAUAUCCUCAUCAUUAAUUUCCAAAUUCGACUUCAACAUGGGUCAUUUGACCAAGGAGUUAAAUUCCACUCUACAGACUUUACAGAAAAGUACCGAAAGGCUUUCUAUGAGUUCUGAAACGUAUGAAGAUAUCACCACGACGAAACUGGAUUUUUACCUUGACACGCUAGGAAAUUCCGUGAAGGCUUUAGAAAGGGAUAUUCGCGGCAUCGACACACAUUUCGAAAAUUUGGACUUACAACAUUCAGAGGCCGCACAAACGCAAAAUGAUUUAAGAGAUCUCGAAAAGAUAAAGUUGCGCUUGCUCGAGGCUUUGCGAUGGUUUGAACAAAUAAGGUCAAUCGCGUCAAUUGCGUUGGAAGGAAUUGACCGACAAGAAGAUUUCCAAAAUAUACCUUUGGCGAGUUUUAAGGAAGCAUUGGCCAUUCUUGAGCGCACCGUCAUCGAGAAUUUGGAAAAAGUGGCAAAGGCAAGGCAAGAAGAAUCUGUGCAAGUAACGGAGGAAGAAUUGCUUCAAAAAAUUGCCGAUCUCAAAGAACUGAAAUCAGCCUUUUUGGGCCUCCCAAAAUUUUUGGCGGCAUAUGGAGAAUUUAUAGAUCGAAUUGGCUGUACGGUCGAUACCUUUGCUGGAACGGAAGAUAUUGACCUAGAUGCACCUAUUUGA